This is a messenger RNA of Naegleria gruberi, 849 nucleotides long. RefSeq lists its product as uncharacterized. NCBI's taxonomy places the organism in Eukaryota, Heterolobosea, Eutetramitea, Acrasida, Naegleriidae. The coding region runs from base 1 to 849 and encodes 282 amino acids. The transcript has a single exon. The record is from RefSeq and is a predicted model, not a curated record. Gene Ontology annotation, molecular function: N-acetyltransferase activity.
AUGCUCAAACAACUCAACCCUGCCAAGUCUCGUGUCUUCGGAAUGAUGAAAACUUGCAACAAGUCAUCAGUAUUCUUUAAUAAUUUGAUUAAAUCAUCAACUGGUAGUACUACUAUUGUAAAUAUUAGAAAUUUGACAACAGCUGUUGAAGUUCCUUUUGGAGAUCAUUUAGCAGUGUUUAAGCCUCUCACUCAGGAAUAUGUAGAUCAGGCAAUUUUAUUAACUUGUCAUACAUUUUCAGAGGCUGAACCAAUUAAUAGAGCACUGAAAGCUACACCACUUGAUAUGUUUCCUACAGCCAAGCAUUUUGUUACAAAUGCUGCAAAGGAAGGAUUGGGACAUGUUGCAAUUGAUAAUCAAACUGGAAUGGUGGUUGCUGUAGUUUAUAGUGAGGAUUUUGUGAAGGCUCAUUCCGAUAAUUUUACUCAUUCUGAAAAGUAUGCAAUUUUGAAUUCUCUUUUCGAACAAUUGCAUUCUCAAUAUUUCAAUUCAGAACAUUCUCAAUUUGAUGAAGAUUAUUUUUCUAAGAAGGAACAUUAUGGAGAAAUUUUGCAUGUUAUUAUUGCUGGUACCUAUAAUUUUUACAGGUCUAAGGGAUUGAUUCGAGAACUAGUAAAAACUCACUUGGAACAUUGUAAGGCAAAAGGAUUUAAACAUGCGAUGGCUGAGUGCAGUGGAGAAUAUUCGAGAAGAGCAUUCGAAAAAUUAGGAUUUGAAUCAAAGGCCAAAGUUUUUUACAAUGAUUUCAAAGUAAAAGAUAGGGUAACAGGCCUUUUCCAAAGACCAUUUCAGGAUAAGAUUCCACAACCUCAUGUUUCAAUGGACAUGGUAUGGAAACACAAUUUGUAG